UUUUUGCCAACGGUAAUCCACUUUUCACGCAUGUCCGCCCGAAUCAAUGCCUUAUCAAUUGUUUGAUAAGAUAAUACGAUAUGUAAGCAUUCAGACGGACGAUCAUUCGUAAUCGGUAGUCAGAUAGCUUCGGAUCGUACGCCGCCGGAAUGGAUCGUUGGGUAGGAAAAGUGGCCGUAGUGACCGGUUCCAGCUCCGGUAUCGGUGCCGCCGUAGCCAAGGACUUGGCCAAGGCAGGAAUGGUGGUCGUUGGGCUGGCACGGCGAGUGGAGUGCGUCGAAGCUCUGAAGCAGAAUUUACCGGAAUCUGCUCGAAAUCGACUCAAUGCGUUCAAGUGCGAUGUUUCGAAGGAGGAAGAUAUUCUUGGGACCUUCAAGUGGAUCGAGGAGAAGUUCGGAGGUGUUGACGUGCUGAUCAACAAUGCUGGAAUUCUGCCAGAGGCGGAUCUGUUAGAAGCCGAAAAUACUCAACUGUUGCGUGAUGUAAUGGAUACGAAUGUGAUGGGGUUGGUGCUGUGCAGUCGGGAGGCUUAUCAAUCGAUGAAGAAGCGUUCGGUCGAUGGCCAUGUUGUGCAUAUCAACAGUAUUGCCGGUCGCAGAGUUCCGAAUUUUCCGAAGCUGAACAUUUACGUUGCGUCCAAACAUGCGGUUACGGCCAUCACAGAAACGAUGAGGAACGAACUAAGAACAGCGGGUACGGGGAUUAAGGUUACGAGCAUCAGCCCCGGUAUGGUUGAGACAGAAAUCUUACCAGAUUCAAUCCGUUCUACAAUGCCAAUGUUGAAAUCUGAGGAUAUUUCAGAAGCCGUACUGUAUGUACUUGGGACGCCUCCACGAGUACAAAUCCAUGAAUUGAUAAUUAAACCGAUAGGGGAAACUAUGUAAUGCUAGAAUAUGUUUUUAAUGAAUGUAUACGAUGCCAUUUCAGUGGUGAGAAUGAGCACCACAAAUGAAUUCUAUUAAACAAAUUCCAUCAUUAAAAAAUAAAAUAAUUAUUAAUCUUGCUCGACCAGCUACUGUCAUCGUUAUUAUAACGACAUCAGUAUCGCAUUUCAGCUAGACAAUGCUUUUUCACGUUUGAUAAGAUAGAGAGGUCAGUAUAUUUUUAUAAUCAUGCAGCAUUAGGAAUAUUGAUUUCAACAUUUCGUGGAGAUUGGAUUUGCUCCGGGGUUGACUCGUUGGGUGGGAAAAGCAGCCGUGGUGACCGAAUCCAGCUUAGGAACUGGCGCCACGGUGCUCCCCAGACCGUUAUUAUAAAAUAAAAAUCUCCAUCCAACCGGUGCCCAUCAUUCGUUUUCUAUGACUAUCCUGCAUGUCUGGGCAAAAUUUCAAAAAAAAAUCGUAGGACCCAUUUUGGAGUUACGCCCUUAUAAAGGGCGUAAAGUCCUGUUUUCAAGGAAAGAAUCUAAAUAUUUAUGUACUCUGCCAUUUUUUAUAAGAAUUUGAUGAAAUAUUCACGCGAACAAUCGUUUUGCAUAGAGUAUCAGUUGUGUUGAACAUAGUUUUGGCUGAUUUGUUGAUGAAAAUAUGAGUAUUUAAGUGUUGUAAUGAGAAUAAGUUCGUACUUCUAUAUGAAUAUUUCAAUCGAGAUCAACUUCAACAAAGAUGAAACUGCGUGAAAGAAAUUUCAAGAAAACGAAACAUAUGAAGAUAUGUAUGUACCUAAUACAUGAUAAAAGGUGAAACUUAAAAAGAAUAUUACGUUAAGAAAGGAGAAAUUCUAGAAGAAAAUUAGAGCAAUGGAAUUUCAUGCAUAUAAGUUCAUUUCCACACAUCAAUGAAAAAUAUAUGUCAGAAAUAAGUAUGUGGCCAAGCAAACCCCAACUCAAGUAACUCAUUCAGGGAAUGGGCUUCAAAAAUGUUUGCAAUAAGAUAUUAUUGCAGGGGCCUAAUUCCCACUUCUAACGUACACACAAAAAUGAGAGCACUUCAUUUAUCAGGGACGCACAGUGGAGCACCUAGAACAUCAAAACUGAUCAAAAUUAUGUUAACGUAUUUUCGCAACCCAAAUACAACCCAAAUUAGUAAUGAAUCGUAUUUCAUAGUUUUCAAUGAAUUUUAUAACAAUAAAUUCACCUAGCAGUAAGAAACAACCAACCUAACCGACUUCAACAAGAUUUUUUUUUUAAAUAAUACAACCAUUGCAUAGAAAAUCGAUAUAGUGUGUCUUCGAACAUCGUGAUACUUGGUGGUUUUGUAGUUUAUCGAAAAUAAUUAGACUCGUAUUUUUUUUCAUUUCGUCAUUAGGGUGACCAAUUUUAUGAUUGUAAAAAUCAAGAUUAUUCGAAACCAAUUUUUUUCCAAAAAAUCACAGCUUUUGAACCAGUUGACCGACUUUAAACUUUAUUUUUUUUUUGCUUGAAAGCUGUUGAAUUCUAGUUAUCAGCAAAAAUACGUUCAGAGGGCCAAAUACAUAGUGUUUUUAGGAAAAUAAUAUCAUAUAAUAAUGUAAUUAUCACGAUUUUUUCAAAGUGUUGCAACUUUUGAAAUCGGAAACAUCCGGAAGGUUUUAUUUCUGCAUUUGAAAGAGGAACAAUAGUUUUAUCAUACACUAAAAGCAGAUUUCCCGGAAACAGCCGGAAAAUCAACUUAUUUCAUUUUGAAUGUAUUUUUUUCAAUAUUUUCAUAUAUUGUAUGUAAACUUAACGUCAAUUUGUUUGGGUUUCAAAUUAACAGAAUAACAACAUUAACCUUCUGUAACAAACUGCAUCGUUGAAUUGAUUGACUAUCAAUUUUAUUCACUUUGUACGGUCAAAACUAGCACACGCUGUGAGUUAUAUCAAAGAAAACGGCUCAAAUUCAGCUUCACUAAACCUCUUCUGAUAAGCGUAAACAAAACAUUUGGACACUGCUUAGCUGUCAAACGAUUACACGAUAACUACACUUGGCAAAAACACAACAGAAAACCCGAUUACUUCAUUUUGAGUUUUUCCACUUAUGAUCAGGUUUUGAUAUGAUUUACUCCAAUGUGGGACGUAAGCCAAUUGGACCAGAAAUCUCAUUGGACUUAUAUUUAGCCUAAACUGAUAUAAAUAAAAAAAAAAAAUAUAAAUGAUACAGGAUACAAUGUCAAUGCAUCUGAUAAAUUUCUAUAAACGUUUUUAUUUCCUUAAAAAAAGAUAUUUCAAGUUAUCAGUUGAUCUCAAAUGUUGAUUGAAUGAAUUUAAGGCUAAAAAAUCUUUGCGCACUCGAGCUUCGCCCAUCUAUUUGACACAUAUGUCCAACUACUAUUCAAAUUUUUUUUUUACCUGUAUUAACGAGAUUUUUAGCCCUGGGCUAGUUCAUCUGUGGACCCACGUUUUACUUCCCUUCCGAAGGAAGAACUCACAUUUUGUGAGUUUGUCGGGAGUGGGAUUCGAUCCCAGGUCCUCGGCGUGAUAGUCAAGUGUUCUAACCAUCCAACCAGAUCCGCUCCACACUAUUCAAAUUUGUACAUACCAGAAAAAGGAAGGAAAGUGGAAGCCAAUUUUAUUAAUAAUAUGAGUUCUAGAUUUUCUAAGAGAGAUGCAUAGUGCACAAUCGCCUGUUUUUCAUGUUAUUUUUAAAACGAUAUUGGCGUUCAUAGUUUCUACAAUUCCACAGUCAAAAGAAUUUACUGAGGGCUCGUUUAUAAUCUACGUUGACUCGAAGAAGGAUGAUGCCAAAGUGUACGGUUUAUACAAAUUAAAAAAAAAAUGGGAGGACCAAAGUCAACGGGAGGGAAGGGGUUGGAGAUAAUCAAAAUUGGUUCUACGUAGACUAUGGACAGCGCUCAUGUUAAAAUAAGCUGCGCAAACUCAUUGAAGAAAUUACUCAUCUAAAGCAUGUGCACUCCCGAUCAAAAGUUUGGGGUCACCCCCUCAAAAACAUGUCAUUUUUUUAGGCCCAUAUCUCCGCCAAUUUGCGUCCGAUUUCAAAACCCUAGUUUUCAUUCAAAAGAUAAUAAGUCAAAGAAACUUUGAACAUGAUUUAAAAGAAAAUUUUUCAAAAAACUUUGCAAGUAAACUUAACCAAAAGUUGCCGAAUUUUCUAAAAAAUGAAUAUUAACUUACGGCAGUGUCGCUGGAAAUUGGGUGGACCAAAUUUUAAGAUUGAGAGCGGUAAUAUAACCCAUUUUCUGUUAGCUUUCACCUGCUUUUUAUAGAGCUUAGCUAAAAAAUCUAGAAAAAAAGUUAUUAAGUAAAUUAGCCCUUGAUGUCAUCGACCAAAAGUUUGGGAUCACCCCUCAAUAUGAUUUAUCAGCCAAAAGUUUGGGGUCACUUUCGUAAAACGUGGCAAAGUGAUUUGGUGAUAUCUUCGUCAUCUAUAGUUCUAUUUCAAUUCUUUUUGGCUCAUUUCAAAGAUAACUAACUAAAUUUACGUUUGAUGUUUUAACUUAACAAAUUUAACGAUUUUUGUAUAUAAAAAUGUUAUGUAAAGUUAACACAUUUCACCACAUUUCAAAAUAUGAGGCAACUUUACGUUAAGUUUUAGUAUGUAAAUUUCAAAAAAUAUGUGUGGUUCAAUGUCUAUGCAGUAAGUAUCAUUCAUUAUGUUUCAAAUAAGCCAUGAAGAAUUAAAAUUUAAUGAAAGAUGACAAAGAUAUCAAUAAAUCACUUUUCCAUGUUUUACGAUAGUGUCCCCAAACUUUUGGUCGAUGACAUCAAGGGCUAAUUUACUUAAUAACUUUUUUUUCUAGAUUUUUUAGCUAAGUUCUGUUUAAAGCAGUUGAAAACUAUUAGAAAAUGGGUUAUAUUACCGCUCUCAUCUUAAAAAUUGGUCGACCCAAUUUCCAGCGACACUGCCGUAAGUUUAUAUGAAUUUUUUAGAAAAUUCGGCAACUUUGAGUUAAGUUUAAAUACAAAGUUUUUUGAAAAACUUUAUUUUAAAUCAUGUUCAAAGUUUCUUUGACUUAUUAUCUUUUGAAUGAAACCUAGGGUUUUGAAAUCGGACGCAAAUUGGCGGAGAUAUGGGCUUAAAAAAAUGACAUGUUUUUGAGAAGGUGACCCCAAACUUUUGAUCGGGAGUGUAUGUAUGUCUCUUAAAAAAGUAAUACCCCGACUUAGUUCGGCUUAAGAGUUAUUCCAAGACUUUUCUUUCACAUUGUUUACAUGUUCUUAAGUUUAUCAUGAGACCAUCCUCCUCCUCUCCUCUUCUUGGCGUAACGUCCUCACUGGGACAAAGCCUGCUUCUCAGCUUAGUGUUCAAUGAGCACUUCCACAGUUUUUAACUGAGAGCUUCCUCUGCCAAUGACCAUUUUGCAUGUGUAUAUCGUGUUGCAGGUACGAAGAUACUCUAUGCCCAAGGAAGUCAAGGAAAUUUCCUUUACGAAAAGAUCCUGGACCGACCGGGAAUCUAUCCCGUCACCCUCAGCAUGGUCAUGCUGAAUACCCGUGCGUUUACCGCCUCGGCUAUAUGGGCACAUGUGACACAUAAAAAAUAAAAGAUUCUGCGGUCAACCGGCUCCGAACCAAGAACCUUGUUAUUGUUAUAAUCGCAUGAUGACCAAUCAGCUAUCGAAUUAUUUUCUAUAUAAGAAGACCAAUCACAGUAAAGAGACGGUUGUGGUGUGAUAUUCAUGUUUUAACAUAGUAAAUUUAAAAACGAUUUUGUGGUCUUUAGCUUCGCAAAGUGAUUUUCAGUGUAUAGUUAUUAUUAUUUAUACACUACUUUUAUAUUUAAAAUAUUACGUAUAUCUGGCUAAAUGCCAUUCUCAUUGGAAAUAUAUAAUUCACUACAUUUUAGAGUUCCUGAUUUUAUGCAUACGUGAUUCGUUAUUUUUGGCGAAAAAAACUAGUAUGUUAAGGCGCUGUCCAUAAACUACGUAGACUCAUUUGUGACCAUCUCAGAAAGGGGGUUUCCCAUAUGAAUGCCCCCUGGGUGCCGUUGCCAUAGUAACCGUCAUUAUUAUACAUUCUUAUGCACAAUAUUGGUUCUGAGCAGCUCUUUCAAUGCAGGGCAAGAUGCAGGGCAUAAAAAAGGUACAUAGAUGUAAAGUGCAUAAACAUAAACUGAACAAAAUGAAGUUAUAAUGUACUUGCAUGUGUGCAAACAAAGUUUAGUUAUCGUUGUAUAUGAGAUUUAACAUAACGAGUUAAACAAGAAGUGAACAAAACUGAAAAGUUGUGAGUCAUUUUUUCAGAAAUUUAUUCUGGGAUUUCUUUAAAAAAUCUUUCCGUGAUUUAUUCAGAAAUGAUUUCGUUUUUUUUUUGGGAAACUCUUCCAAAAAUUCCUUCAGAAAUUCUUCCAUUGAUUCCUUUUUUCCAUGGAUGCUUCCAACAAUUUUCCUAGGAAUUAUUUAAAGGAUUCUUUGAAAAAUAUCUAUGAUGGAAUUUUUCAAAAAAAAAAAAAUCUUGCGUGGAUUGCUUCAGAAUUUCUUCAAUGAUUAUUUCCAGAAAUUCAUCCAGGGUUUUUUUUUUGGGAAUUCGUCCAGUGGUUAUUAUUCAGAUGUUUCUCGUCAGAGCUUUCUUUAGAAAAACCUACAGAAAUUUCUUCAGGAAUACUUUUGUUUUUAUUCAGUAACAUUUCCUUAAAAUUCCUUCGGAAAUUCCUCUCUGAAUUGCUUCUUCUAGGUUCUUCUAGGGCUUCUAUUGGAAAUUGUACCGUACAGGUAAUAAAGAAAGUCUCUUUCUCUGAAGUCGUUGUCUAAUAUUGUCAAUCGGGGAUUUUUUUAAUUAUCGUACAAAUUGGGCCGAAGGGUUUCAGAAUUUCAUGAAACUUUUUCUACAGACAGGGCUCAUGGAUAUAUGACCAGAAAAAAAUUGAAAAAAAAUCAGGGUCGCCUAUUUUCCCGGAAAACUCAGGUGGAAAUUUGUUGUUUUCCCCCAACACUACUUUCUUUGAAAAUUCAUAUCUCAAGAACGAUGCAUCGUAGAAACAAAGUUUUUUCUAGAAAAUGAAAGCAAAUUUUCUCAGAAAUUCAAAAAAAUAUGAGCUGGAAAAAGUUUUCCACAAAAUUUCCCACAGUUGAGAAAAUUCGUAAAGAAAAGUUGGAAAAACUAUGCCCGACCUCGUGGAAAAUUUACAAAAAAUAUUUUUGAGAGCUUAUUUUAGCGAUCAAUGAUUGUUCCUUUUUUUUUAUCUGUAUUAACGAGAUUUUUAGGCCUAGGCUAGUUCAUCUCGGGACCCACGCUUUACUUCCCUUCCGAAGGAAGAACUCACAUUUUGUGAGUUUGUCGGGAGUGGGAUUCGAUCCCAGGUCCUCAGCGUGAUAGUCAAGUGUUCUAACCAUCACACCAGGUCCGCUCCACUUAUUUGUUCCUGAGUUAUGGCCAAUUUUGUGAAAAAUUACCAUAUACAUAUAUGGUCAUUUUUCACAAAAUUGGCCAUAACUCAGGAACGAAAAAAAAGACAUUCCAAAAACUUCAGCGAUCAAAGCUUAUGAUUGCAGCGAUCAAAACUUUAGAUAACCUUCUCAAAAAUAUUUUUUUGAAAAUUUUCCGCAAAUUCGGGCAUAGUUUUUUUGACUUUUCUUUAUGAAUUUUCUCAACGGUGGAAAAUUUUGUGAAAAACAUUUUCCACUUCAUAUUUUUUUUGGAUUUCUGAGAAAGUUUGCUUUCAUUUUCAUUAAAAAAAACUUUGUUUCUGUGAUUCUUCGUUCUUGAGUUAUGAUUUUUCAAAAACAGGCUUAUUAGGCACAUUUGGACAUUUUUCAACAAAAUUGGUCAUAACUCAAAAACGAAAAAAAAAGUCCAUUCCAAAAAUUUCAGCGAUUAAAGCUUAUGAAAUAACCUUCUCAAAAAUAUUUUUUUGAAAAUUUUGCACGAGUUCGGGCAUAGUUUUUCCGGCUUUUCUUUACGAAUUUUCUCAACUGUGGGAAAUUUUGUGGAAACUUUUUCCAGUUCGUAUUUUUUUUUUUGGAUUUCUGAGAAAAUUUGCUUUUAUCUUCUAUAAA
Aedes albopictus (Asian tiger mosquito) is the source of this 7851-nucleotide messenger RNA. Its product is annotated as farnesol dehydrogenase-like. Gene Ontology annotation, molecular function: oxidoreductase activity. The transcript has 2 exons. NCBI's taxonomy places the organism in Eukaryota, Metazoa, Arthropoda, Insecta, Diptera, Culicidae. The record is from RefSeq and is a predicted model, not a curated record. Bases 150 to 884 code for a protein of 244 amino acids.